AUGGGCAUGUAUGAUGUUAUUUUUGGAACGAUGAGAAUCGUCAUAAUAAAACAUACGACAAGAGAUGAAACUAAUAAAGUUCCGGUGCGAAACACGACGAAAAAUAAAGUCAGUUUUUGUUUUAUUCCGUUGCUUGGGGAAAUAAUUGUUACUGAGUCACUUUACAGUGUAAGUAAUUUGACUGUUCUAACGAAUUUAAUGGGAACAACUUGUUAA
This is a messenger RNA of Clunio marinus, 216 nucleotides long. Lineage: Eukaryota; Metazoa; Arthropoda; Insecta; Diptera; Chironomidae. The record is from the annotation of a GenBank genome assembly.